AUGAGCAGAAGAAAGUUGAGAGCAGUGGAAUACGAUCGGGAUUAUGUCAAUUUUGAUGACGACUUCGAGAUCCGUCGUCUCAUCGCGACCGUCGAAGAAGUGCAUCUGAAAAAUCGUGGCGAGAAUUGGUCGGCUCAAAUGAUGGACGAAACUGAUACAUCGAAAUGGACGGCUGAGUUGGAGACAUAUUUCAGAGAUCUCGGUGCACCAGAUGGGUGUUCGAGAGCAGCCGCAGUCGAUUAUGUGCUGAAUGCGGCGGUUGCGAAGAUUUAUGAGCAGAAAGGUGGCGACACUGAGCUCUCAUCGAAACGGCUCAAAGAUCAAGCGGAAAAAGUGCUGGAAGCCCAUCGAGACUCGCAGAAUCCGAUGAAUCGACUCGACUACUCCUCCCCAAAAUUCGCUGAAAACGCGCGAGCACUCUGCUCGAUUCUGGGAAUCUCUGAACAUCAUCCGGAUCCGAAGGUUCUGAUGAAAGCGGCGUGUUUGUAUAUUACGGAGAAUUUGUCGGACGAUGUGAUUGGCGAGGAAACGGACGAGGUGUUGAAGGGAAAGAAGCUUCUCGACAUCAAAGACUUCCCGAUCGGAAUGGAAGUUCCAAAGAACGGAGCCGCCCAUUUCUCGGCUCGACUCCUUCGACUCAUAUGUUUGAGUCAGUUGAGAGAUGUCUCGAAAAUGAUCAACGAAACCCUUGUCGAAAUUCAAAAUCUAACGAUGGAUAUGUCGAAACGUGCCGAUUUGAAACAGGUUCAAUACGGACAUUAA
Molecule: messenger RNA, 762 nt
Organism: Caenorhabditis remanei
Lineage: Eukaryota; Metazoa; Nematoda; Chromadorea; Rhabditida; Rhabditidae
Exons: 6
Coding region: 1-762 (253 amino acids)
Biological process (GO): tRNA splicing, via endonucleolytic cleavage and ligation
Cellular component (GO): tRNA-splicing ligase complex
Molecular function (GO): RNA binding
Source: RefSeq, a predicted model, not a curated record